GACAGAGAAGAGAGGAGGAGGGAGGCAGAUGGGGAAUAGAGAAACAAGGGAGAAAGAAACAGCAAGUGACAGAAAGAGAUAGAGACACAUGCACAGAGAGGCAGGGAAACAGAGGCAGACAGGGCCAGCUAGAGGGAAAGAGUCCGAGCAGUGAGAGACAAACAAAAGGAAAGAGAACAAGAGGUGAGAGAGACUGAGAAAGGGUGAGCAAAGAGCGUGAGCAUUGUGGGUCAAGCCGAAGUACAGAGCGCCAGGUGGGGCUGGGGGCUGGGCUCUUGUGUCUGCGCUGAUCCCAUUUUCUUCCUCCGGAGCCCCCGUGGUCCCCCACCAUGGAGGAGGGCAGGCCCAGGAGCAGCCUCAGUUUGGCCAGCAGUGUCUCUACCGUCUCCUCCAUCAGCUCAGCAUCACCAAGCCCCCCCCGGGUAGUGAGCCGAGUCCGAUGCUUGGGAAAAAGGGGGAGCUCCCUCCGCAGGGGACCCAUUCCGAACCUGCCUGUGCACAUCCGAGGCUGGAUGCAUAAGCAGGACAGCGGUGGCCUCCGGCUCUGGAAGCGGCGCUGGUUUGUCCUGUCUGGCCACUGCCUCUUCUAUUACAAGGGUCAACAGCCGGAGGAGAGCGUCCUGGGCAGUGUGCCUCUCCCCAGCUACAGUGUGCCGUCCAGAUGGCCCCGGGGCCCCCGUGGGCGCCGCUACACUUUCACUGCAGAGCACCCUGGGAUGAGGGCGUAUGUCUUGGCUGCAGAUACCAUGGAGGACCUUCGAGGAUGGCUUCGGGCUCUGGGCCGGGCCACGAGAGCUGAAGGGGAUGACUAUGGCCCCCAGACUGCACCUACUGGACCCCCAACUGGAGAAGGCCCUGGAGGUCCUGGGGGACCUCCUGAGGUGGGGAGUGGUGAUGAAGGCCGCAGUGCUGAGUCCCUGGAGGUGGCCAGGAUCUCUGGUGGGCACAGGGAACUCACCCCCAGCCCUCCCCCUGGGCUUACAGAGCCACCCCAGAGGAGCAGACAGAGGUCAAGGAGUCCAGAGCUGUUUUCUCCCCUCUCCCGCCCCCCAUCACCCCUGGGCCUUCCGAGGCCACGUUCAGCCCCUGCACACCGCCCCUCUGCUCUGAUGGGGGGAGAUAGCCGGCCCCACACCCCACUGAGUCGGAUAGAUGUCCGGCCCUUACCCGAGUGGGCCCCAGCCUUGAGAACCCUGUCCCGUCCCUCCACUCCCCGACGGGUACCACCAUCAGAGACAGGGGCACUGAGACCCCCCAGGAGUCCCCAGCACUGGUCCACUGAACCCAAGGCCAAGGCAGCGUCUGGAUAUCCGCAGCUGUCCCCCAGACCCGCGGGAAAUCGGGGCUCCGUGGCCUCUUUGCAGGCCUCGCACCCGCCGACGUCCGCCCCUACGAUGGAUUCUCCGCUGCACCGCAGCGCAGACACCGACGCGCUCCUGACCAAACUUUGCGGGCAGGACCGGCUCUUGAGGAGGCUAACAGAGGAAAUGGCAAAGAACCAAGAGGAGAAGGAGCGGCUGGAAGCGGCCCUGGAGCUGACGCGCCGGGCUGUGGGGGAGCCUGGGCCCGGAGGCAGGGCCUGGGCUCGCCUACGGCUUCUGCAGGACCGGCUGGUGGGCGUCCGAGCGGCCCUCUGCCACCUGGCCCAGGAAAGGGAACGGGUUUGGGACACCUACAGCGGCCUAGAACAGGAGCUGGGGACUCUGCGGGAGACCCUGGAAGAUCUGCUGCACCUUGGGCCUCCUCAGGCUAGGGUCUCUGCCCAGCAGCAGCUGUGGAUGGUGGAGGACACAUUGGCCGGACUGGGGGAUCCGCGUUGGGGGCGUCCCCACGGAGAUGGAGAUGGGCCCUGCGCCCCAGCAGGUCCAGGAUCACCCAGUUCUCCCCGGGCCCAGAGCCCAGACGGCCAGUGCUCUUCAUCCCCUGCCCCAUCUCCAUCCCCACCGCCAUCCAUUGGGCCCAAGGCUCUGGCCUCCCGGGUCCGAAUGAGUGCCCAGGAGCAGCUGGAGAGGAUGCGUAGGCACCAGGAGGCCGGGAGGCUAAGGCUCCGGCCUCUGUCUCCUUCGGGGCAGACAAUGCAUCCUUCAGCAGUUCGAAGGCAGCUGGAACCUGGGUCAGAGAGAGAUGCGCCUCUCCUGGAUGCCAUGGGUCAUACAGGGACCUCUCAGCAGUGGGUCCGGAGCUCUGGGUCCUGGAGUAGCUCUCGGAGUCCCCGGCCCUACAUUUCGUCCCCUGAAGGACAUCGGGAGAGGGUCCUUAGCCUGUCCCAGGCUCUGGCGACUGAAGCUUCGCAAUGGCAUAAGUUUAUCACAGAUCGAAGCCUUGAAGCCCCUCCGGACUCCGCUUCCAGGUUGACUCCGCCCCCUCGCUCACCUCCGGUAGGGUCUCCGCCUCCCAUGGGGCGGGGCCGAGGAGGCCCGGCCACCUGGGCCCCGACGUGGGGAGGGGCGGCUCCGCCAGAUGAGGGGGCGUGGCCUCUGCGUGUCACGCUGCUCCAGUCCAGUUUCUGACACGCCAGCAUAGCUGCAUCCAAUUGGGGGUAGAGGGGCAGGGCCAGGAGGUGCUUGAGGUGCCUCAGGCGACCGUCCAUCCCUCCAUCUCUCCAUCCCUCCCUUCUUUGCAAGUCUUGAUUAAACUU
Messenger RNA from Dromiciops gliroides (monito del monte), 2638 nucleotides. RefSeq names its product pleckstrin homology domain containing A4 (gene PLEKHA4). The record is from RefSeq and is a predicted model, not a curated record. NCBI's taxonomy places the organism in Eukaryota, Metazoa, Chordata, Mammalia, Microbiotheria, Microbiotheriidae.